Penicillium angulare is the source of this 810-nucleotide messenger RNA. Its product is annotated as alpha/beta fold hydrolase. Bases 1 to 810 code for a protein of 269 amino acids. The transcript has a single exon. The record is from RefSeq and is a predicted model, not a curated record. Lineage: Eukaryota; Fungi; Ascomycota; Eurotiomycetes; Eurotiales; Aspergillaceae.
AUGUCGCUCACCUAUUCCACCAUCCCGCUCCAAGUCCAGGGCGUAAGCCUCAACGUAUCUACAGUCUCCAAUCUCAACUCCCGACCACCAAUUCUCUUCCUUCAUGGCUUCGGCUCUUGCAAAGAAGACCUCGCCGACAUACUCAUCCACAAAGACCUACAAGAAUAUGGAUAUUUCGCCUUCGACGCACCAGGCUGCGGCCACACGACGAGCGAUAAGUUAUCCGCAACAGACAUCCCUUUCCUCGUUGCAACGGCAGAAGCCCUUCUAGCCCAUUUCAACAUCACCCAAUUCCAUCUUGUGGGUCACUCAAUGGGCGGCUUAGCUGCCUUGUUUCUUGCGCAUCGAUAUCCGGAUCGAGUCUUGAGUUUCCUGGAUAUUAAAGGAAAUCUAGCCCCCGAGGAUUGUUUCUUGAGCCGUCAAAUCUUCACGUUUCACUCGGAUGAUCCGGAGGUAUUCCUGAAUGAGUUCAUCAAUCGCACUCGCGCUGCAAAGUCAUUCUCGAGUCCGCUGUAUUCUAGUACUCUGCGCGCUAGGGUGCGUGCCGAGUCUGUACGGCCCAUUUUUGAGUCGAUGGUACAUUUGUCCGACGAGGAGGAUCUACUAGGCAUGUUCCUAGCGCUGCCAUUUCCGAAGAUGUUUAUGUUUGGCGAGGAAAACCGAGGGCUCUCGUAUCUCUCACGAUUAGAGAAGGAAGGCGUUGAAUUAGCAGAGAUUCCGAACAGUGGACAUUUCCCUAUGUACUCGAAUCCUCUUGAGAUGUAUCGUCGGAUGGCGGGAUUUCUGGGACGGAUUACUCAAGUUUUGUGA